Molecule: messenger RNA, 5547 nt
Organism: Geosmithia morbida
Lineage: Eukaryota; Fungi; Ascomycota; Sordariomycetes; Hypocreales; Bionectriaceae
Product: Ankyrin repeat
Exons: 3
Coding region: 1-5547 (1848 amino acids)
Molecular function (GO): protein binding
Source: RefSeq, a predicted model, not a curated record
AUGGCUCAGCAACGGGCCCCCAACCCCCGCCAACGGAGAAUCAUCCAGCUCUCCCAGAAAUGGGGCGUCACCUUACCCCCGGCCGCGUCCCGUCUUGAGAGGCCCUCUCACCCUCCCUCGUACCGCACCCCGACGGACGAUGAGACCGCCGAGGGUCUCCUCCAGCGCCAUGCCGUUGAUGUCGCGCAGGUGAACCGCCGCCGCAGCGGCCUCUCGCGAGCCUUCUCGACGAACAACCUCAAGAAGGGCAAGAAUUGGGACCCCCACCACGUACUCGAGGUCCUGACCACGUACAUUGCCCACUCGCACUCGGGGACGGCCGGCGUGGUGGAGGCCCUGAUCGCCCAGCUCGAGGCGUCGGGCGCCGACCUGGGCGCCAUGCAUAUCCAGAAGUCGGGCAUGCUGAGCAGGCGGAAGAGCCUCGAGGGCGUCGUCGACCGUACAAAGAUGCUCACCACGGCCGUGCAGAACAACCAGCUCGAGAUGGUACACGUCCUCCUCCCGCACGCCGACCCGCUCUCCCUCGACGCAGCUCUCCCUCUGGCCAUCAGGCAGGGCAACACCCCCAUCGCCGAGCUCCUCGUCAGGUACGGCGCCAACAUGUCGCAGACGGCAGAGGGCCAGGACGCCUUCCGUCGGGCUUGCAGCGUCCCCGUCCUGUCCGACAUGAUCGGCGUGCUCGUGCAGUCCGAGGGCCGCCCGUCCGACACCUUGGCAUCGCAGUCGAUGGUCGACGCUGCUCGCGUAGGCGCGCUCGAUACCGUUCUCCAGCUGAGCCGCACCGUGGCCGACGGCGACUACAACCACGCCGAGGCACUGCGUGUUGCCGUGGCCCAGGGCCGUGGAGACGUUGCCGUCGCCAUCGUCAUGGGCAACAGGCCGCCCAAGAACCCCGGUGUCAGCCAGGCUUUCGCCAUGGUGAGCCACAGCCAGACUACGACGCCCUCCACGAAACUCCAGAUCGCAGAGCUGCUGCUCUGCGCGGGCGCCCAAGGUGACGUCCUCUCCCAGGCCCUCCAGAAGGCAUGCGACUCGCACUUUUACGAGAUGGCUAGCCUGUUGGCUGCCUACGGCGUGUCGAUAGAGUAUGACGGCGCAUCCGUCCUCAGGACGGCCAUCAUGCAGGGCCAGCUCGACCUCGUCUCGUCUCUGCUGAAUGACUCCUCCACACUCAGUCCCGAGCUUGCUUCGGGCUGUGUCGGCGCCAUCCCUCCGCAGAUCAGCAACCCCGACAGACACCUCCUUCUCAGCCUCUUGCUCAAGAAGGGCGCAAAGGGCGCCCCGCUCGACGAGAUGCUCGUCGUCGCCGCCCAGAAUAACGACGUGGCAUCCGUCGAGCUCCUGGUGAGCCCCUACUUUCCCGAAACCGGGAGGGGGACGGGCCACAGCCAGGUCGGUCGGAGACAUGAAGUGGCUUCCCCCGAUUACAAGAGCGGCGAGGCACUGCGUACAGCCGUGUUGCGCGCCGACACCGACAUGGCCGGCUUGAUUCUCUCGGCCCAGCCGUCCCCCGAGACGCUCUCAGCCGUCUUCCCCCUGACAAAGAAUCUCCCGACCGGCGAACGCUCCCAGAUCAUACGACUGUUCCUCAACGGCGCCCUAUCCGGGCCUCCACUCCAUGCUGCGCUGCAGGACGCCCUCGCCGAGGACCCAUCCACCCGGGACGACAGCCUCGUCAAACUGCUGUUGGAGCACGACGCCGAUAUCAACUACAAGAACGGGCCCGGACUGCACGCGAUCAUCAUGCAGGGCGACAUCCGCCUUAUGGAGCGCCUGAUGCAGCGAGCCUCCCCCCAGACUGCCGCGGCGCGUAUCCCGGGCAUCAUGAAGAUAUCGGACCACCGCACGCGCCACGACAUGAUGGCCCUGAUGUUCCGGUCCGGGGCGGCCAUCGGCGUCGAAGAAGUCUGCUCGGCCCUCGUCGACACCCUGCGCGAAAAGCCGGUAGACAUGUCACUCCUCAGACUACUCCUCCAACGGGGGAAUGCCGACAUAAACAACCCCAAGUACCCCGCGACACCCUACGCCGUAGCCAACCCCGACCCUGAGGUACUCGAGUUGGUCCUCACAUUUGGCAAGCCGGCUCCCGAGACCAUCAGCAAAUCCCUCGCCGAGAUCGCGGCCCUGCCGCCUACCGACGGCAAGACCAGGAAGUUCAAGGUGACGCUGGGUAAGGCCCGGCGCAAAGAAGACCUGGGCGGCCUGCUGGCCUCGGAGGUGCGGUCCAUUGUACAGAACAGCGCCCGGCAACCCGCGACGCUACUAUCACUGCAGCUCCUCCUCGAGAGGGGCGCCGACCCGAACGACUACCAGGGCGCGGCGCUGUGCCACGCCGUCGCGGCAGCCAACGCUCCCGUCUUCGACAUCCUGCUCGAGUGCCCGCGCCCCCCGACGGCCGAGUCGCUGGGCGCCGCGCUGCCCCACGCCCUCAAGAUCACCGACAGCAUGGACCGCAUGUCCUUCACCAAGAAGCUCAUCGACGCCGGUGCGUCCCCCCAGGAGGUCAAUAGGGGGCUCGUGCACUCCAUAGCCAACUUCACCGACGACAUCUUCCUCAUCGACACCCUGGCCAGCGCAGCCGACAUGUCGGACGGGGAGGCCCUCGUGCUCGCCACGUCCAAGGCCUCCCCGCCCGCCGUGGACAAACUCCUGUCCCAGACCGAGAAGCACACACCCGAGGCCAAGGAUACGGCCCUCCAGAAGGCCAUGAGCGUGCGCGACCGCGCCGUCCGCCGCAGGCUGUGCCAGAGCCUCCUGGUGGACGGGGUGUCCCCGCACGUGGCGUCUAGCGCGCUCCUGGUCGCCGCACGGGAUGGCGACCUCGAGUUGGGAGACAUCCUCAUGCUCCACGGGGCGAACAUCGCCUCCAACGGUGGGCAGGCCAUCAUCGAGGCCUGCCGCGGCGGGUCAGCUGAGGUCCUGGAGGUGCUCCUGCGCAGCGAGAAGCAUCAUCCCGACAAGGGCACUCUAGAGCGUGGGUUCCAGGCCGCUACCGAGGUGGGCGAUCUGAGUCGGAGGGCUGUCAUCUUUGAAAAGCUGCUGGACAGGGGCGUGUCCGGCGAGGCUGUCGACGUCCAGCUCGUCUCCUCCGCCAGGUACGGGGAGCAGGGCCAGGACGCACUCAGGGUUCUCCUGGCGGCCGGGGCGGAUCCGAACUACAACGGGGGUGAGGCUGUCGUUGCAGCCACGAGGAGUGCCUUCAUCGGGAACCUGGAGGCGCUGCUGGGGUUGUGGGAUGCAGAGGGGAGACAGCGAAAACCAUCCCACCCAACACUGGUCAAGGCACUCAAGUCCUCGUGGAACCUGAGCCGCGACACACGCCUCCAAGUCGUCAGCAGCCUGUUCAAGGCUGGGCUGCAACCAGCCGACGACGUGCACAUCGCCCUCAACUGGGCCGUCAACGAGGAAGACCCGGACGAGAGGCUGGUCAAGCUGCUCCUCGACUGCGGCGCCUCACCAACAGCGAACGACUGCAAGACUGUCGUUGAUGCGGUGAAGAACUCGCUCGCCUCGCCUGCAUCCAACGCCACGCUUAGCCUGGUCAUCAACGGCAAUCUCCCCCAGGAGGCCGUCGACAAGGCCUUUGUGCGGUGCUUCACGGCCGACAACUUCCACGAUUGGUACUGCGAGUCCGGCAUGAGUGCCAUGGAACUCCUACUUGGCAAGGGAGCCGGGGGGGGGGCCCUGAGCGAGCUCCUCGUCCUGGUCAUGAAGGCGCCCAACGACACGGAUGAGACGCAUGGCCUGGCAAAGGACUUCUUCGACAUCAUCGUCGCCCACGGACCCGACGUGAACCACAACAGCGGCGAAGCCCUACAGCUGGCAGCCUCUCAGGCCAACACGGACUGGACGGCCAGGCUUCUCGCCUGCCGCCCCUCGACCGAGUCCCUCUCCUACGCGUUCCAGCACAUCUUCGACACUCGGCUCGACCAGACCGACGCGCUGCAGCUUUUCGAGAUGUUCUCCGCGUACCGCGACGGCGAGACGGCUAUCGACGUCAUGGCCCAGCAGCCCGGGACCCAACCGGUGCUCGUCCGCGCCAUGGCGCAGUAUCCCCGGUCCACCAAGAUCCUGCAGACGCUGCUCGAUGCAGGCUUCUACCAUGACCAGAUCACCUUCUACAGUCUGCACGACGAAGAGGAGGAGAUGACGCUUCUGACGUGGGCUGUUGCGCAGCCGCAGAAGAAGAUAAGCUCGUCUCUCAUCGAGCUGCUUCUUGCUCGAGGUGCCAAGGUCAACGUCGCUUCGCGUCUCUCCGAGACAACGCCGUUGAUGCUUGCCGUGCAGAACCGUCGGCCGGACGUGGUCAAGAUGAUGCUCCUCGAGGGUGCGGAUGUCGACGUAGCCGACUGCCUGGGCCGCUCCCCGCUGUCGAUGGCCACCGACAUAGGCGGCGACCUGGCCAUCGAGAUGAUGGGGUAUCUCCUGGCGGCAGAGCCCUCCAGGGACGACGGCUCGCUCCACAACGCGGCACGGGAACUGAACCUCGCGGCCGUCAAGAUCCUCAUGCAGGCAGGCCAUGACCCGGACUUCCCCAGCCCGUGCCACGACGGACGCAGCGCCCUGGGGGAAGUGUGCCUCAAGGGAUCGGCGUCGUACGGCGACCUGACUGCGGACCGCGAAAGGGCGAUGCAGAAGGUAGUCGGGUACCUGGUGGACCAGGGGUCCGACCUGACCAUCAAGUUCUCGGGCGGCAAGUCGCUCGUGCACCUCUCGCUGCAGUCUCCCGACGCGGUAGCGACGACGCGCGUCCUCCUCAAGGCGGGCAUGUGGAAGCACAUCAACGACCCGUUCAACCGAUACGACGACGGGACGAACACGUACUCGCCGACCAUGUACGUCAAGAAGCUGUACCGGGGCGACGGCAACAGGGAGGAGCUCCUGCAGCUGCUGUACGCCAACCGGGCGACCGACGUCUUCUACGCCAACGAGGGUCGCCAGCCCGCCGACGCCGUGGGCAUGCCGCAGGACAUUCAGGCGGCGGAGCGCGCGCGCAGGAUGCGCGAGGAGCGCCUGGCCGAGGAGUCGGAGGACUUUGCGCUGGCGAUGGCGCGCAAGCGCGAGCAGGCGAGCGUGGAGAAUCAGCUGGCCUCGCAACGGGCCGAGCUGGAGGACGCCCGCCGCCGCAAGUGGCAGGCAGACGACCUCUCGGCGAUCCGGUCGCGCGCCCAGCUCCAGGAGUCUCUCGAGAUGGGCGCGCACAACCGCCGCGUGUCGGAGCAGCGCGCGCUGACCGAGUCGGCCGUCGCGCGCGCCCGCGCCGUGUCCGCUGCCGAGAUCGACCACAGGCGCAAGAUGAUUGACUGGGAUGCCAGGGCGGGCAGGGAGCGCGUCGACAACGAGCGCGCCCUCGGCGCCGUGCGCGUCGAGGAGAGGACCGAGCUCGACAGGCUCGAGAGGGCCGCCGACGAGCGCCUGGCCAGACGCCUAGACGCCCAGAACAAGGUCAUCGAGAGUCAGGAGAGGCUGGCGAGGAGUAUCGCUCCUGGUCCCGUGGGGGCUAAUCAGCGGAGACAGAUUGGUUAUGUGUCUGAGGAGCUUAACUGA